Molecule: messenger RNA, 1741 nt
Organism: Ochotona curzoniae (black-lipped pika)
Lineage: Eukaryota; Metazoa; Chordata; Mammalia; Lagomorpha; Ochotonidae
Gene: WRAP53
Product: WD repeat containing antisense to TP53
Exons: 10
Coding region: 179-1729 (516 amino acids)
Biological process (GO): Cajal body organization
Cellular component (GO): Cajal body
Molecular function (GO): protein binding; RNA binding
Source: RefSeq, a predicted model, not a curated record
CAAAUCCCGCGAGAGCCAGGGGCGCGCUGCGACCCGCGGUGCUAAGAGACGCCGCGCUCCUGUUUCCGCACCUGUUCCACUCGCCUUCCUGCAGGAGAGGGAAGGCGGGCACGGGUGGGAUCCUCCGGGGAGUGCUGCUCGGCGCUGAGGCCGAUGCCCGCCGCGCUGCUGCGGCGAGAUGGAGACGGAGCGGGAGGAACCCGGAGCUUCAGACCAGGCCCCGGCUCCCAGCGGGCUCUCCCCACGGGCUUCCCCGGUGGAUGAAAGCACCGACCCGCCAGCCGGAGCCAGCGAUCCGGCCCUGGGGUCCCCGAGCCAGCAGCUGGAUGAAGCAGACCUCGCUUGUCUCUCCGCCCUGGAAGCUGAGUUUGAUCCUGAGUUGGGACCUUCGGUAGGGGAGUCAGAACUUUGUGGAAAUGAGAGGCUCCCUGCCGAAGUUGCAGACGGGCCCGAGUUGGAGCCUGGAGAAGCCGGGGCAGAGGAGGAAGCGGCUGCAGAGGAUGAGGGAGAAGUCGUUUGGAGCUACAACUUUUCCAAGGCCCCUCGGUAUCUUAGUGGCUCCUGGUCCGAGUUCUGCGCCCAGCCGGAGAACUUCUUGAAGGGCUGCAAGUGGGCUCCCGACGGCUCCUGCAUCUUGACCAACAGCGCUGACAACAUCCUGCGGAUUUACAACCUGCCCGAGGAACUGUACAAUGAGGGGGAGCAGAUGGCAUGCACAGAAAUGAGCCCUGUCCUGCACAUGAUGGAAGGUGACACCAUCUAUGAUUACUGCUGGUACCCUCUGAUGUCCUCAGCCCAGCCCGACACCGCCUUUGUGGCCAGCAGCAGCCGGGAGAAUCCCAUUCACAUCUGGGACGCAUUCACUGGCGAACUACGAGCUUCGUUUCGCGCCUACAACCACUUGGAUGAACUGACUGCAGCCCAUUCACUCUGCUUCUCCCCGGAUGGCACCCAGCUCUUCUGUGGCUUCAACCGGACCGUGCGUGUUUUCUCCACGGCACGGCCUGGCCGGGACUGUGAGGUCCGAUCCACCUUUGCAAAAAAGCAGGGCCAGAGUGGCAUCAUCUCAUGCAUCGCCUUCAGCCCGGCCCAGCCCCUCUAUGCCUGUGGCUCCUACAAUCGCUCCCUGGGGUUGUACGCCUGGGAAGACGGCUCCCCUCUGGCCUUGCUGGUCGGGCACCAAGGGGGCAUCACUCACAUCUGCUUUCACCCUGAUGGCAACCGCUUCUUUUCAGGGGGCCGCAAGGAUGCUGAGCUUUUGUGCUGGGAUCUCCGGCAGCCUGGCCAUGCACUGUGGUCCCUGACUCGAGAGGUGACCACCAACCAACGCAUCUACUUUGAUCUGGACCCGAGCGGACAGUUCCUGGUGAGUGGCAGCACCAACGGGAGUGUCUUGGUGUGGGAUAUCAGUGAGACUGGAGGCAUUAAGAAACCAGAGCCAGUGCUGAGCUUUCUGGCACAGAGGGACUGCACCAACGGCGUGAGCCUGCACCCUAGCCUGCCGCUCCUGGCCACUGCAUCUGGUCAGCGCGUGUUCCCAGAGCCCACAGAGAGUGGGGACGAAGGGGAGCAGGAACUGGAGCUUCCUCUGCUGUCACUGCGCAAUGUCCACCUUGAAUGUCAGCUUCAGCUCUGGUGGUGGGGGUGGGACCCGGACCCCAGUGGCACAGAGGAUCAGAGUGAGAAAGGACAAGGAGGGACGGAGGGAGGUGGGGAUGAGCCUGUAUAAAGAUUUUAUAUG